AUGGUUUCCUUCACCACGAUCGCCGCUGUCCUAUCUUUCGCCGUGCAAUACGCCAUUGCCUUCAGCGGAGACCUAACUUACUACACACCCGGCCUCGGAUCUUGCGGCGAGACAAACACAGAAACGGACAUGGUAGUCGCGCUAUCGCCCGUCCAGUUCACCACAGAUCCCCAGGCCUGUGGCAAGAAGAUCCAAAUCCACAUGGGCGACGCAACCGCAACCGCCACCGUUGUCGACAAGUGCCCCGGCUGCAGCGCCGACUCCAUCGACGUCUCGCCUGCCGUCUUCCAGUCCCUCGCACCUCUGACCGUUGGCCGCGCCAAGGUUGAGUGGGACUACGCUACAUAA
Messenger RNA from Daldinia loculata, 348 nucleotides. RefSeq names its product RlpA-like double-psi beta-barrel-protein domain-containing protein-containing protein. Lineage: Eukaryota; Fungi; Ascomycota; Sordariomycetes; Xylariales; Hypoxylaceae. The record is from RefSeq and is a predicted model, not a curated record. The coding region runs from base 1 to 348 and encodes 115 amino acids. The transcript has a single exon.